Messenger RNA from Fusarium graminearum PH-1, 423 nucleotides. RefSeq lists its product as uncharacterized. Gene Ontology annotation, biological process: mitochondrial electron transport, cytochrome c to oxygen. Lineage: Eukaryota; Fungi; Ascomycota; Sordariomycetes; Hypocreales; Nectriaceae. The coding region runs from base 56 to 286 and encodes 76 amino acids. The transcript is spliced from 3 exons. The record is from RefSeq and is a predicted model, not a curated record.
AUCACUGACACAUAUCCAAGCUUCCAUUUCCCAAUCUCCACUCCUCAACGUCAAGAUGCUCUCCCGCGCCGCCACCCGUACCACGACCUCUCUGGUCACCAAGCGAGGCUUCCAGACCACCCGCGCUCGCAUGUCCUCGCCUUACCACUACCCUGAGGGCGCCUACAGCAACAUCCCCUUCAACCCCCGCAGCAAGUGGUUCGGCGUUGGCUACUGGACCUUCAUGGCCACCGGUUUCUUCGCUCCCUUCGGCAUUGCUGUCUGGCAGACCUACAAGCCCCAGUAAAUUCGUCGCUCACGAACUGGGUUUGUUGUUUGGUUGAAAGAACGGAAGCCUUGCGGCGGCGGAAUGUGGUGUACAUAACCGAAAUAGACAUCAGUCAUUCUCGACUCUUGAUUCGAAAUUUCAUUUGUCCGACCAGG